Cuscuta campestris is the source of this 2368-nucleotide messenger RNA. NCBI's taxonomy places the organism in Eukaryota, Viridiplantae, Streptophyta, Magnoliopsida, Solanales, Convolvulaceae. The record is from the annotation of a GenBank genome assembly.
CACAUCCUUACAAACCCAUUUUCAUCCAAUAAAAUAAUACUCACUUAUAAUAUUAAUUUCCUCCUCAACGGUAUACACUAGCAAGUUUUUUUUUGUUUGGAUUACAUAUCAACUCUUUGCAAUAUAUAUAUGUUGCAAACCAUGACAAAAGGGGGACUCCAAUUGUUUGGGGUUCUUCUUGUUCUAGUGGUAUGCCUGGCGGCGGCGGCGGAGGGCAAGAACGUCAUUUACAAGGACCCGAGAAAGAACACGGAGUCCCGGGUCCGGGACUUGCUGAGUCGGAUGACGUUGGAGGAGAAAAUCGGUCAAAUGGCUCAGAUUGACCGGGCGGAGGCGACGGAGGAGAUCAUGAGGGACUAUUCCAUCGGCAGCGUGCUGAGCGGUGGCGGGAGCGUGCCGAGGGAGCGAGCCACCGUGGAGGACUGGGUUGAGAUGGUGAACCGGCUCCAGACCGGUUCGGUUUCGAGUAGGCUUGGGAUUCCCAUGAUAUAUGGGAUUGAUGCUGUUCAUGGGAAUAACAAUGUCUACAAGGCUACCAUCUUCCCCCACAACGUUGGUCUUGGUGCUACAAGGGAUCCUCAACUAGUAAAGAAAAUUGGUGAGGCAACUGCUCUUGAAACUAGGGCCACCGGCAUCAAUUAUGCUUUUGCUCCAUGUAUCGCGGUGUGCAGAGAUCCGAGAUGGGGAAGGUGCUUCGAAAGCUACAGUGAAGAUCCCAAAAUCGUGAAAGACAUGACCGAUAUCAUCCUUGGCUUGCAAGGGGAUGUUCCCCAGGACUACCCCAAAUCCUACCCCUAUGUUGGUGGCAAGACGAAAGUGGCAGCUUGUGCAAAGCAUUUCGUGGGGGAUGGUGGGACGGUGCACGGAAAAGACGAGAGUAACACGGUGAUAGACUGGGAAGAGUUGCUGAGGAUUCAUAUGCCGGCGUACUACCCUUCCAUCCUCAUGGGUGUCUCCACCGUCAUGGUUUCCUACUCUAGCUUGAAUGGCGAGAAGAUGCACGCGAACCGUGUUCUUGUCACCAACUUCCUCAAAGGAACCCUCAACUUCAAGGGUUUUGUGAUUUCAGAUUCAGAAGGGAUAGAUAGAAUCACAAAUCCGCCGCACUCAAACUAUACGUACUCCGUUUUAAUGGGUGUUGGAGCUGGAAUUGACAUGGUUAUGAUCCCCAACAACCACACCGAGUUCAUAGACACCCUAACCUACUUGGUGAAGAACGGAUUCAUCCCCAUGGACCGGAUCGACGACGCCGUGACAAGGAUCUUGAGGGUCAAAUUUGCAAUGGGCCUGUUCGAGGAUCCAUGGGCCGAUCUAAGCCUCGCCGACCAGCUCGGAAGCAAGGCCCACAGAGAUUUGGCAAGGGAGGCAGUGAGGAAAUCACUGGUGCUGCUCAAGAAUGAUGGGCCUUUGCUCCCACUACCCAAAAAGGCAACAAGAAUCUUAGUGGCUGGGACUCAUGCUAACAAUAUAGGCAAUCAAUGUGGUGGGUGGACUAUCACCUGGCAAGGCAAGAGUGGCAACAUCACUACAGGCACCACAAUAUUAGAAGCCAUUAUAAGCGUCGUGGACCCGACCACGGAAGUAGUGUACAAUGAGAACCCGGACGCGGAGUUCAUGAGAUCCAAUGAAUUUUCAUAUGCCAUUGUGGUCGUGGGAGAAUAUCCCUACGCCGAGUACGACGGGGACAGCGCAGACUUGACCAUCCCCGAGCCGGGUCCCGCCACCAUCACCGCCGUAUGCGGCAGCGUCAAGUGCGUGAUGGUGCUCGUCUCUGGCCGGCCGCUGGUGGUGGAACCCUACCUCCCCUUGAUGGAUGCUUUUGUCGCGGCAUGGUUCCCCGGGAGCGAAGGACAAGGAGUGAGUGAUGUCUUGUUUGGGGACUACGAGUUUACCGGGAAGCUACCGAGGACAUGGUUCAAGACGGUUGAUCAACUCCCUAUGAACGUCGGUGACUCACACUAUGAUCCACUCUUUCCAUUUGGGUUUGGCCUCACGGCGACACAGCCUAUUGCAGAUUCAUGAGUCAUAUAUGUGUGUGUGUGUGUGCGCGCAUGCUAAGGGAACCUAAACAUAAUACUCAUUCAUGCAUGGGAAGUGUAUCUAGUUGGCGCUAGUUUGGCAUAAGGUGUGCGGUGGAAUGGAUCGAAAUUUUUUUUCUCGACAUGUUCCGAAUAUGUUGGAAUGAAUAAGGGUUAGUAUUUCGGAUGUGCAGAAUGUAAUAUAUUCAUACAGACAUUCUGAAAUAUGAAUCUCAUGAAAUACUUAGUGGGAUAACAUUGUUGUGAGAAGUAUAUAGAACAUAUAGUGGUAUUGAAACACUUUGUACACAGAACUACUCAGAAUACAAGGUUUGAAUUUAAUGCAUCUC